Messenger RNA from Fusarium fujikuroi IMI 58289, 1839 nucleotides. RefSeq lists its product as uncharacterized. The record is from RefSeq and is a predicted model, not a curated record. NCBI's taxonomy places the organism in Eukaryota, Fungi, Ascomycota, Sordariomycetes, Hypocreales, Nectriaceae. The transcript is spliced from 2 exons. The coding region runs from base 1 to 1839 and encodes 612 amino acids.
AUGCCCCCCAAAAGGUCUAGCAAAGCUCGAAAGCGGCCACAGACUGAGGCAAGCCGCUCGCCUUCCCCCAGCCGUCCCGCAAAGCACCCAAAGCUAUCAGCUUCACCACCUCCGAGUCCCGAGGACAAGAAGACGCGCAAAUCAAACAAGCCUGAUGAAGGAUAUCCCGGUUGGUGGCCUCCCGAGUACGCAUCCGCCGGCAAACUACUCCCCGCCAACAAAGCCGGCAUGCGGAAGGUCAUAAAGGCCUUUCAGGAUGCCAACCGCGAUCCCACCGAGCUGUGGAGUGAGGGGGGUCCGAUGGUCCAGCUUGUCCGUCAAGAUCCUGUCGGAAGGAUCCACCAGCGAAUCUUCGACAAGAUUGACUUUGAGAAUCUGGUGCCCAAGACCCCUUUUCAGACUCAGAGACAAGAGACGCCCAGCAGCGAAGAUUGGCCAGCAACACUUGAUCGAGAGAAUACUGAGCCAACGCCUGAGCCUCUUGCAGAGUCAAUAACAAUCGCUGCGUCCUCAGUCCCUGAAGCCACAGAGUCCAUUAAUAGACAACCUCAGACCACCGAUAUGGCCAAACCUGUGAGCGCUACCAUCGAUACCCUACGAAACGGCAAUGCACUGGACAGCCAAGACAUUGCACGAUGUGCGAAUCUAUUCCCCCGCCCUUCAGAUUGGUACAUCUUCCCACCCGGUUUCUCAUUCACAGACGCCGACAAAAUCCACGCUCAACAUCCCGCCCUGAAAGCUCGACACAUAGCAUUCUUCGUCUACAGCCAGGAUGAGGACCAAUGGGCGCUGUGCCACCUCGACGUGGGCAAGGCAACUCUGGUCCAUCACUUGACAAACCAUCUCACCAAGAUGCCUGCAGAGGAACUUGUAGAUUGGUUGAGAUCGCAACGAAAGCUCAACAUGAAAGGGAUGAUGUUCGUGAAACAACCUGGUCCUAUUCACAUAGACAAUCCCAGUGGCGGGAUUUAUUCCCUUGUCUUUCUGAAAUGUCUCAUGGCUAAGGAGAGGGUUCCCCGAUUCGUCGACAUCGCAACCGCCCGUAUGGAGUUCAUCAAGAUGAUUGGACCGGCCGACGCAGACGAGAACAUGGCUACCAAAGACUUGACCUUCGCCCGAGACGCCAGGUUGGGCGGGGACACGAUUCUUACGGGGACACCAAAGGAUCAAGCUAUCCCCGCUGAUCCCCAGCUUCAAGCGCCUUCUUCCAAGCCCAAUCCGGCAGAGUCUUCAACUCACGAGACGCAGAAACUUACCAUGGCCUCUCCUCGUCUAACGGCAAAGAAGCCAGAGCAGAUCGCGCUGAUUUCGUCAUCCGAGGACUCCCCAGAAUCUUUACCUGAUGAACCUGAGUUUGGAGAACCUACAGGCGAUGAGGCAUCGAACACAAAGGCUGCAGACAAAGCACUGGCAUCAGAGACCGGCACACCACCGAGUGAUCCCGAUAAUCCUCUCACCCUCGUCCAAUCUCUCGAAAUGAACUUCACCGCCUUUCUCAACCAACGACGCGAGCUUGAAGCCUGCGUAAAGGCCGAAAAGUCCAGCGCAAAGAAGAAUGACCAAACGAUCGCUGAGCUCAAGCAAGCUCGACAGGAACUCAUCAAAAAGCACGGCAGGGGCACAUACGAGCUGAGACGUAAGGUUUCUGAGUUGGAGACACACCUUGAAGCAGCGAAGAGAGCCCUUGAAACGGCGGAGAGGGCGGAGAAGGAGUCUGAUGUUAGCCUCACGGAGCUUGGGGACAAGAUUCGGGGUGAAGAGAGAUGUAAGGCUGAAGCCGCUGAGAGAAUCAAGCAGUGGGAGGCUACGCUGACCAAGACUGCGCUCCAGUCUAUGUAA